GGAAGGAGCGAGCGGCGGCGGCGGCGCCUUCCGGGGCGGGGCCGAGAGGAGCCGAGCGGAACCGAGCAGGGCCGAGCGGAACCGAGCGGAACCGAGCGGAACCGAGCAGGGCCGAGCGGAACCGAGCGGGGCCGAGCCGAGCCGAGCGGAACCAUGAUGGCGCAGCGGGCUCUCCCCAACCCCUACGAGGACUAUGACAAGUCCUUGGCCACCGGCUACUUCGACGCGGCCGGGCGGCUGACCCCCGAAUUCACGCAGCGGCUGAAUAACAAGAUCAGGGAGCUGCUGCAGCAGAUGGAGAGGGGCCUCAAGUCGGCCGACCCGCAUGACUGCACCGCCUACACUGGCUGGACAGGCAUUGCUUUGCUGUAUUUGCACCUGCAUGAUGUGUAUGGAGACCCAGCCUACCUUCAGGUGGCCCAUGAGUAUGUGAAGAAGAGCCUGAGGUGCAUGACCAGGAGAUCCAUCACUUUCCUCUGUGGUGAUGCUGGGCCCCUGGCAGUGGCUGCUGUCAUCUACCACAAGCUGCAGAACCAGAAGCAGGCAGAGGACUGCAUCAUCCGUUUGCUCCACCUGCUCAAGGCUGACCCCCGAGUGCCGGAUGAGCUGCUCUAUGGGCGCAUGGGUUAUCUCUCUGCACUGAUAUUUGUGAACAAGCACUUUGGAGAGGAGAAGAUCCCUCAGAGUCACAUCCAGCAGGUCUGCGAAGCAGUUGUAGCCUCAGGAGAGAACUUAGCCAAAAAGAGGAACUUCACAGCAAAGAGCCCACUGAUGUUUGAGUGGUACCAGGAGUACUAUGUAGGAGCAGCCCAUGGUUUGGCUGGGAUUUACUACUAUCUCAUGCAGCCUGGCUUUGGAGUGAGCCAAGUAAAGCUGCACAACACAGUCAAGCCCAGUGUGGACUAUGUCUGCCAGCUCAAGUUCCCAUCUGGGAAUUACCCUCCAUGUAUUGGUGACACCAGAGACCUACUCGUCCACUGGUGCCAUGGAGCACCAGGUGUAAUCUACAUGCUUGUCCAGGCAUACAAGGUCUUUGGGGAGCAGCAGUACCUGAAUGAUGCCCUGCAGUGUGCAGAAGUGAUCUGGCAGCAUGGGCUGCUGAAGAAAGGCUAUGGACUGUGCCAUGGCACAGCUGGCAAUGCUUAUGCCUUCCUGGCACUGUACAACCUCACUAAGAACAUGAAAUACCUCUACAGGGCCUGCAAGUUUGCAGAGUGGUGUUUAAGCUAUGGGCAGCAUGGGUGCCGGACUCCUGACACACCAUUCUCUCUCUUUGAAGGAAUGGCUGGAACAAUUUACUUUCUUGCUGACCUGCUGGUGCCUACCAAGGCCAAGUUCCCUGCAUUUGAACUCUAAAUCUGGAUCCUGCUUGGCAGUUUGCUGCCCUGUAUCCUUCUGCACUUGGAAAUGCAGUUCAAGGCUGCUUCCUCCUUUUAUCAGACUCACCAUUGUUCACCUAACUGAACGUGAAUCCAUCCUCCUGAGGGCAUGCUGAGUUCUCUAACAUUUCUAGUUGUCUCAUUACAUUGUUUGGUGUAAAAAACAGAAUGCAGCUUUUGUUGGUGUCCCUUAAAAACUCAGGGCUGCAGUUGGGAGCUGGGAGAACUGUACAGUAUUUUGUUUGCUACAGAGUUUUGCUAUUUCCUGUAUCCCAUUUCCUGGGGAGAAGUUUUCUAUUGAAUGUAACCUGGGCUAUUUAAUUUCUUUUUGUGGUAACAAAUAGUUGCAGGAAUCUAGCUGCCUUUGGAGUACAACAGAUGGAAAACAGAUACUAUUGCCCUGGAAGUUGUUUUCAAGUGUUUUCUUUCUGUGCACCCAGAGAGCAGAUGGUUCAGUAUCUGGGGCUGUGCCACAUGAAGUGAAUGUGAUGGACUGUGGAGUCUUAUGUAUAUUUUUAAUAUCUUAUUGCAGCUGGCAGAGCUGGAACUGACAUGCCAAAGGCUUUUCCUGAGUUUGCACCUCUCUGCUCUAAAGGCAAAGGCUGUGGAUAGCUCUUCUGUGCAUUUGUUCCAGUGACAGACAAAUAAUCCACUGCCAUCUUACAUUAAACCUUGCUAGUCCAUUGGUCAUCCAGUGGCAAACUCCAGUCCAAAAGUGAGCUAAGCAUGCUUGCUUUUGUGGUCUCUUCUUGUAGCUUUGAGAGUUUAUUUUGCAGUCUUUAUUUAAAUUUGUGUAUUAGGUGGUGCCAGGUGCCCACCAGCAGCAACAAGGGAAAAGAAAUGUAUGUGACUGAGCUCUGAUAAUUUUUAGCCUAUUAACUGUAUAGAUGUUAUUUAUAUGUUUUUUUUGUAAGCUUUCCCAAACCUGGAUAAUUUGUUUGCCUUGCUUGUUGUAGUUUGAUUUGCAACCACUCAUCUACCCAACUGGAAAUCUGCACUAGGCUAACUGGCUUUGAUGUGUCAGGCAGAUCAGGUACUUGCAGGGAGUAAAUCUGCCUUUCCAGCCUUAGCUGAUGUUUCACCAAUUCACAGAAAUUUGGGGCCUGACUCUGUAAACCAAUUUCUUAGCACUGAGCAUGAGCUGCACACUGAGCUCAGGGAAGUUUACAGAUGCAGCCACACAGCUUGGUGCUGUUUGAGGGUAGUUCCUCAGCCUGCACCAGUGUGGCCAUGGGUUUUGAUCUUUCAGGGGCUGAGCUGCUGGGUGCCUCCACUCCCAGAAGGGCAGGGGAGAAAUAGCAGGGCUGCACAGGCACUCUGCUGGACCAGCAAUGGCAGAGCAGGACCACCAAAGCUGGCACAGUCACACUCAUACGUGCCUGGGGGCAGGGCAGCUGAGCCCCAGGGGCACAGGGAGCCCCUUGAGAACCACCUGGGUAAGCAAGGAGCAGAAACCAGCCCUGGAAGGCUGACUUGUUUCCUCAAAGCCCACACUCCUGCUGCCCUCCCAGCUUUCUGAAAGUCCAACAAAAGACAGCCUGAAUUGCAGACAAGCUCAUCUCCUUGAGGGUGGGCAUCCCUGUCAGAAGGCUCAGACUCAUGUGGGCUCAGCAGCAGGGAUCCCCUGCCAUUCACAGCACCUAAGCAGCACAGGGAGGUGAGUGGGAAGCAGAGAGGAGUUGCCUAAUCCAGCAGUAAUUGAGGUUACCUCUCAGCUUGGCUGGUGUGAUGGCAGUGCAGGGACACUGCUCUGAGCCUGGGUUUCUCCUGGGCACCACUUCUGUAAAAGGAGAUGGUUUGUGUAGCCUGGGUCAUGGUGGCAUGAGAGCAUAAUGUCCCAGGGUUUGUACACUGAUCAGGGGAGCAUCAGGGCCAUGUGUACAGCUGCUGAGUGAAGCACUCUCUAAUAAAAAGGCUGAAACAACCA
Messenger RNA from Oenanthe melanoleuca, 3306 nucleotides. RefSeq names its product LanC like glutathione S-transferase 1 (gene LANCL1). Gene Ontology annotation, biological process: carbohydrate metabolic process; peptide modification. Gene Ontology annotation, cellular component: plasma membrane. The record is from RefSeq and is a predicted model, not a curated record. The transcript has 9 exons. Lineage: Eukaryota; Metazoa; Chordata; Aves; Passeriformes; Muscicapidae. Bases 154 to 1356 code for a protein of 400 amino acids.